AUGGUCUACGAUACUAUUGAUUCCUAUCGCCUAAACCAGUCAAUCGUCGAAGGCUAUUUGAGAAGGGUAUUCGGCAACUACAAGUUCUAUGUCGAGGUUCUGGAUUGCAAGACCUUUAUCAAGCGUGAGUCUCCCCAGACUGUCAUGAGACUUGAAGCCUUACAGGACGAAAGUCUGAAAAACAGGAAAUUAUUGCGCUGCGAAUUCGAGACGACUGAUGCGCAAUGUGGGCGAGGCGACAAGGCGCAGGAGGCAGGAGGCAGGAAGCAGGAAGCAGGAAACAGGCAGCCGUCAUAUCUGGGUGCCAAUGGCAGUGCAGUCUAA
This is a messenger RNA of Letharia lupina, 324 nucleotides long. RefSeq lists its product as uncharacterized. Bases 1 to 324 code for a protein of 107 amino acids. The record is from RefSeq and is a predicted model, not a curated record. The transcript is spliced from 2 exons. Lineage: Eukaryota; Fungi; Ascomycota; Lecanoromycetes; Lecanorales; Parmeliaceae.